This is a messenger RNA of Nezara viridula (southern green stink bug), 2577 nucleotides long. The record is from the annotation of a GenBank genome assembly. Lineage: Eukaryota; Metazoa; Arthropoda; Insecta; Hemiptera; Pentatomidae.
AUGGCUUUCAUGAUGCCAGUUGUUAAGAAUGAUUACGACAUCUACAAAUCAGCUAGGUCCAGGCGAGCAUCUGAAUGUUCCAACCCAAGCGGUUGUAGAAGUCGAAAAAUCUCUGAGUGCUCUAAGUCAGAAGGACCUUCCUUGUCAACAUCACCUGGAAGUGAUUACAAUGUGGGUUCACCUGCACACCGGUCAGUGCCAAUUUCCAUGUCAAGGCAGUACUCCAGAUCAUCCAGGAACUCCCAGAGUAGUCUUCAGUCGCCUUGUAAGAGCAGUUCUUCGUCGCCUCCAAAAUCAGGAUCGGCGAAUUCGCUCAACAAGUUCCACAACCGGCUCGUUGACAGGCUGAAGAGGUCUUUGAAGUGCAAGGAUUCUUCAGAUGGUGAGUUCAUGGAAACGCGCGGUGAGACAACUUGGCUGCUGAUGGGGAAGAAUCACCAUGACGGGAGCGAACGGUGUAGUCACCGGCCCGUCCAUCACCUGCUAGCCAGGAUUCUGACAGGCCACCUGUAUAGCCUACUAUCAGCUUAGAACAUACUUCAACAUCUUUUUAUUUUAUUAUUUUAUUUUCUAUUUAUAGUUAUGUUUUCUUGUGAGAAAUGUAUUUGGAAAUCAGUGGAGUUCCAAUGAGAGAUGCUGAUGUUGAAUUUAAAGAAUAUUUUUCUAUUGGGCAUCAGCAAUUAAACGGCCUUUUGUAGCUUUAAUUUAUUGCUAUACGUUUUAUUAGUCAGUUGAUUAAAUAAAUAAAUAAAUGUCGCAAAGCUGUUUAAUGUUGGCUCUCUCUAGAGCCAGAAAAAUAACAUAACAAAAAAGGCCAAAGUAGUCUUUUCUAAAACGUUUACUGUGAUUAUUCACAUUAGUUUUGAAAUGUGUUCCCUGGAAGGUUCCAUUUUUAAAAAUUAAGUAAAUAUUUUUUUUUCUGUUACUUAAGAAAAGUUCUAUAUUUAAUGUAGAUUGUAGUCUAUGGCCGAUAUAUAUGUCAAUUAUAUCGGUAGUUGUGGUGACAAAGUUUCAUGUUGAGAAAUGAAUUGAUAAUCAGUUGAUGGAAUGAAUUUUGUAAAAAAUCAUUCUCCCCCUCUAGUUUUAAGUAAAAGAAAAAUUACAGGAUUUGAUUACUGCCUAACAGGAACAUUUAAUUUUCUAUUUCCUCACUUUGCAGUGUUCAGUUCACAAGUCAAUUGAAUUUAAGAGACUUGCCUACUUAUUGGUUAACUCUUGCCAAAUAGAUAGAAUGUUCACAUUUUUAUUUUUAGUAUAUUUUAUUUAAAGACUUAUUAGGUUUAAUUAUUUACUUACAACACCUUGCUUUAGUGAUUGAGUAGUAGAUAUUAGUUGUAUAUUUGUAUUAUUUUAAGCUAUUGGGAUGUAUGUAUCCAUUUCCAUUCCUUUAUUUUAUGUUUCAUUGGACUGCUUUGAUUCUUGUGAAGAAAAAAUUCAUUAGUGGUCCCUAAAACAUUUAAUUUAUACAGAGUAUAUUAUUGACUGAUAUUAAAAUAUUCAGGAUAUUUUAUGACCAUGUAUAAAAGUAGAGAAAAUAUAUUGAUGUUAUAAUGUUUUCUUAUUAUUUAUUAAACUUUUGGGAUAAAAAUGCAGUUUUCGCUUUUAAAAAAAGUUAUGAAAGAAGACCGAAUCGAAUCAUUUGUUUUGUUUUAUUUAUGUUAAGUUGUUAAACGGAAAGACUAGAUUGUUUUAUUAGAGAUAUUGUAUGUAUUUUGUAUUAUACAUAUGUUAUUAUUACUAUGAUAAUGAAAUGGAUCUAGUUAUGUUAAAAGGAAGACUGUGAUAAGUUUAUUACGAGAAAAUAAUUAUUCAUAAUAUAAUAUUUCUGGCCAUGGUUUGGUUUCCUUAAAAUAUUUAAUUUAUUAAAGUUUAUUUCUUCAGUUUUGCCUUAAAUAUAAUGCUCAAGUGCCUUUCUCAAAAAUAGCUGACCUUUUGGUGUUUAUCUCCUAUUUUUUAAAGAAUUUAUUUGCUAGAGAAAAAAAAAUAUAAUGUAUAAUCCAUGGUUUCUAUAUGCCAAAUAAAGGGAGCAAACUAUUACAUAGUUGAUCAAACAAAAUUAAGCUAAGAAAUUAAUAAGACUUAAAUUUUACCAAAAACUUUACCUGUUACGUUACUACAGCUUUAGACUUUCAUUGUACUAUAUGUGUACAAAUAUUUAUUAGAAUUUUGGUAAAAAUAGAAAUAGAAGGAUAACCAAAGUUUGGUUUAAUUUAUUUGGCAUAGAAUUUUAUAUAUGUUAAGUUUGCUCAUUUGAUUACAUUUAUAAGCAUUACAAAUUUCAUGGUCCGAUUAUUAAUUUUUUUAAUAUUUACAUUAUGGAAAAUGAAAUAAUAGUUCAAAAAUAGAGCUGGUUAAUUAGUACAGUGGUCAUCAGUCAAUAUCUCACUCUAGUUAUACUUAGACUUUUUACAAUCAUCUUUUUUAAUUUUUUUGUAAGGCCGUUAUUGAAGUAUACAUGUGUGUUCUUAUUAAAUUAAUGUAUUUUCUAAGUGCUUUAAAUUAUUAUAAUAGCUCUUUUUUUUUUUUUUUUCGUAAUACUUAUAUGUUGCACAUUUUUGUUUUAAAUUCAUAUAGUUU